AUGAGUGGCUUUGACCCUUUUGUCACACUUUCAAUUCUGAGCCUGAUUCUUAUUUUAAUUUUAAAUAUCAAGGUCAUUAUGACUAGAAGAUCCAAGCAACCUUUUCCUCCAGGACCCAGGCCAUUACCAGUCAUCGGAAAUCUUCACAUGCUGAAUCUGAAGAGGCCAUAUCUCACCAUGCUGGAGCUCUCCCAGAAGUAUGGCUCUAUUUAUAGUUUACACAUGGGACCAAAGAAGGUGGUGGUGCUCUCUGGAUACGAAACAGUGAAGGAUGCCUUGGUCAAUCAUGCCGAUCAGUUUGAAGAACGACCCCGAGUGCCGAUAUUUGAAAGGCUUUUUGAAGGGAAAGGAAUUGUUUUCUCUCAUGGGAAAACUUGGAAAACCAUGAGAAGAUUCAGCUUGACUACCUUAAGGAACUUUGGUAUGGGCAAGCGAAUCAUAGAAGACACAAUCACAGAGGAAUGCAAACAUCUCCUAAAGAACUUUGAAUCCCACAGAGGAAAGCCCUUUGAGAUCAAGACAGUGAUGAAUGCUUCUGUUGCUAAUGUCAUUGUGUCUAUCCUAUUUGGGAAGCGAUUUAACUAUGAAGACACUCAAUUCCUGAGACUUUUGUCCUUGAUCGGUGAAAACGUCAAACUUCUUGGACAUCCUAAAAUUGUGCUAUUUAAUAUGUUUCCUGCUUUGGGGUUCCUCCUGGAAAGCCAUAAAAAAGUACUCAGGAAUAGAGAUGAAUUAUAUUCUUUUAUAAGGACAACUUUCCUAGAUCAUCGCCAGAACUUAGACAAAAACGAUCCAAGAAGUUUUAUUGAUGCCUUUUUGAUCAGACAACAGGAGGAGAAAAAUGAAUCUACGAACUAUUUUAGUGACGAAAACUUAGUGGCAAUGGUUAGUAAUCUCUUUGGGGCGGGUACAGAGACCACAAGUUCUACACUGCGCUGGGGGAUUCUGCUUAUGAUGCGUCAUCCAGAGGUCCAGAAAAAGGUUCAUGAUGAGAUCACCAGAGUCGUGGGGUCCGCCCGGCCUCAAAUAGCACACAGCGUUCAAAUGCCGUACACAGAUGCCGUCAUUCACGAGAUACAGAGAGUGGCUAACAUCCUACCAGUGGGCUUACCUCAUGCAACCACCAUGGAUGUCACCUUCAAAAAUUUCUUUAUUCCAAAGGGCACUGAGAUUGUUGCUUUGCUGACCUCUGUUCUUCAAGAUCAAACACAGUGGGAAAAGCCAGACACAUUUAAUCCUGAGCAUUUCCUCAAUUCUUCUGGAAAGUUUGUCAAGAAAGAAGCAUUCAUGCCUUUCUCAGCUGGUCGCCGGAUGUGUGCUGGUGAAUCUCUGGCCAAAAUGGAACUCUUCCUUUUCUUCACCAGUCUCAUGCAGAAAUUCACCUUCCAGCCACCUCCUGGGGUUUCCCAUCUGGACCUGGACUUAAGCCCAGAUAUUGGCUUCACCAGUCAACCGAUGCCACAGAAGAUAUGUGCUCUGCUUAGGACCUAG
Molecule: messenger RNA, 1491 nt
Organism: Erinaceus europaeus (western European hedgehog)
Lineage: Eukaryota; Metazoa; Chordata; Mammalia; Eulipotyphla; Erinaceidae
Product: cytochrome P450 2K6-like
Exons: 9
Coding region: 1-1491 (496 amino acids)
Biological process (GO): xenobiotic metabolic process
Cellular component (GO): cytoplasm; intracellular membrane-bounded organelle
Molecular function (GO): oxidoreductase activity, acting on paired donors, with incorporation or reduction of molecular oxygen, reduced flavin or flavoprotein as one donor, and incorporation of one atom of oxygen; iron ion binding; heme binding
Source: RefSeq, a predicted model, not a curated record